This is a messenger RNA of Glossina fuscipes, 6237 nucleotides long. RefSeq names its product putative vitellogenin receptor (gene yl). Lineage: Eukaryota; Metazoa; Arthropoda; Insecta; Diptera; Glossinidae. The transcript has 11 exons. Gene Ontology annotation, molecular function: calcium ion binding; protein binding. The coding region runs from base 569 to 6220 and encodes 1883 amino acids. The record is from RefSeq and is a predicted model, not a curated record.
UCAAUUUAUUAUCAAAAUAUUAUCAAAAUCAAAUAUUCCACCGUACAGUUAGUUAUUCUAUAUAAUGACUUUCCAAAAUGAGGCGUAAUAUGGGAAGCGCUCAAUAAAUUGAAUCUAAAACAACUUAAAUAGAUUUCGUCGUUGAGCCAAAACAUAUUCGUGUACUAAAUUUUAUCAGAAUAUCUCCAAAAAUUGCGACCUGUAGGUUAAACUCUAGAAAAUAAGAGGGGCAGACAAGAUUAAAUCAAUUCAGAAAGUGACUUCUUCUUCUUCUUCUUCUAUGUCUUAUACAUAACUGCACAAAGUCAAUAUAGUCUCGUACCAGACGUGGUGUAGGGUAUAGAAAUUGAAGCGAGUGUAUAAACUUUUCACUUGCAUUUAUGUUAGAAUAACAGUUAGGAGAAACUUUCAUAAUUUGAUUAAUUUCUCAUAAGAGUCAAAAAAUCAGAAACAGUAUCACAACCAGCAUCAAUAUUAAUAGCUUUGCCGUUUCAAACAAUUGUACAGAUAUCAAUUUUGUCAUUUGGUAUAUAAAACUUGUGUGUAAAUUAUAUAUAAUUUAAUAACUAUGUCUAAUGUUAGUUUACCGUUCAAUCUUAUGAAUAAGAAAGCAAAAUGGAGGCACUCUUUCCACAUUUUUCUACACAUAUUUCCAUUAAUUCUAACGCCAUUAUUUUUUGGGAAAACCGAAAGUGUUAAUCACUGUGAGCCGCAUCGGUUUCAGUGCAAAAAUGGCAAUUGUGUAUUAGGAGCUAGUAUAUGCAAUGGUAUAAUGGACUGUUCGGAUGGCUCGGAUGAAGUAGAUUGUGGUAUAAAAAGUUGCAAAUCUCCACAUUGGUAUCAAUGUUCUGAUGCUCAUGGCCUUUGUGUGUCGGCCGAACUAUUAUGUAAUGGCUAUGAAAAUUGUCCUAAAGGUGAAGAUGAAUUGAAUUGUUCCUCUCACUCGAGCAAUGCCAGCACUAGCGAAUUUCAUAUUGGUUAUGGGCAUUCUAUGCAACGCAAUUGCACACAAUCUGAGUUUACCUGUAAAACAGACAAAUCCUGUAUUCCGUCAAGCUUUAUGUGCGAUGGUAAAUCGGAUUGUUUUGACAAUUCCGACGAAUCCUUAGGCUGCUUGGAAUCUCAAAAUCAAUGCCAAACAUACUUUUGCGAUAAUAAACAUUGCUUAGAAAGCUCAAAAUGGAUAUGCGAUGGCGUUGAUGAUUGUGGAGAUGGUAGCGACGAAAGAAAUUGCAGUAAAGCCCAAAGUUGCUUGCCUGAAGCAGGGACAUUCCUAUGCAGUGACAAUGUUACUUGUUUGCCCUUGCAAAAGGCGUGUAAUGGUUUAAGCGAUUGCCCCGAUGGAUCAGACGAAUCAUCACAAUGCCUAGCAGCAAAAAAUUGCAGCAAUUCGUCAUGUCCACCAGCUUCUAAAUGCCAUAUGCUACCACAGUACGGUGUUAAGUGCGUAUGUCCUCAAGGAUUUCGUUACUCUACGUCAGCUCAGUCAGUAUGCGUUGAUAUUAAUGAAUGCGAAGAGACAUUUGGUAUAUGCAGUCAAAAAUGUCGAAAUUUUCCGGGAAAAUUUGAAUGUUUUUGCGAUAAUGGUUACUUACUACAGGCAGACAAAUUUACUUGUAAAGCUCGGAUGGAGGAAAAACCUAUACUUAUUUAUACUACACAGGUGGCAGUGAUGGGCAUAAAUUUGCACUCUCGACGUUUAUAUACAAUAGCUACGAAUCUUACUAAAGUAAUAGGAGUUACUUACGACGGAAAGUACGUGUAUUGGACCAAUAUUCAUACUGGAGACGAAAGCAUAGUGAAAGCUAACGCGAAUGGUUCAGAACAAGUGGUUUUACUUACUUCAGGUUUGGAAGCACCCGAAGAUCUAGCAAUUGACUGGUUAACUGGAAAUAUAUACUUUUCCGAUAAUUUCAAACAUCAUAUAGCUGUCUGCUCGCAAGAUGGACAUUUUUGCACCGCUUUAGUAACUAAAGAGGUACAUCAACCUCGUGCGUUAGCCGUUUGGCCGCAAAAAGGUCAAAUGUUCUGGUCGGAUUGGGGUUACAGACCCAGUAUAAUGCGUGCUUCUAUGGAUGGUAGUAAUAUCAUGCCUUUAGUUAAUCAGAGCAUUUACUGGCCAAAUGGCGUAACCCUCGAUAUGCAUAACGAUCGCGUAUACUGGGUUGAUGCAAAAUUUGCCACCAUUGACUGUAUACGAACAGAUGGCACCGAUCGCCGUACUAUUUUGGAAGAUAUUCCGAAACAUCCAUACGGUCUGGCGAUCUACGAAGAUCGUCUCUAUUGGUCAGACUGGAUUACUAGGAGUAUACAUUUAUGCAACAAAUUCACGGGCAAAGAUCAUAGGAUUUUAGUUAAAGAUCGCACUAUAUAUUCUGUUUACAUACAUCAUCCAUCCAAACAAGUGAAAACUUCGCAUGCCUGUGAACACAAUUCGUGUUCACAUCUCUGCCUUUUAGCGGAAAAUAACAGAUCAUCUUGUGCUUGCCCAGAUGGCAUGCAAUUAGCCGACGAUCGUAAGCUUUGUAAAAAGUAUAUGAAAAACGAUCGUUUCUAUAUAGGCGUCGGUUCUCAUCUCUUAGAAGUAGAGCACACAAAAUUUGGAGGUCAUAAUAUAACAGCAACAUAUAAUAUUCAUUUCUUUAUACAUCAAAUAGCGUAUAAUACCGUAAAUAAUACAAUUUUUAUAGCUGAUAAUCUGCAGCAUGUGAUCAGUGAAUAUGAUAUGAAAGUACACGCGAUGAAAAUAUGGGUCAAGAAGAAUUUGGGAAAUGUUACCGAUUUAGCAUUUGAUCAUUUUGCUCAUAAUUUAUAUUGGUCGGAUGCCGAGAGACAUGUAAUUGAAGUAAUAUCUUUGCAAACCGGUUACAGAGCUGUUGUUUCUUUUUACGCAGGCCUAGAAGUGCCUAUCGGUUUUGUCAUCGUACCAGAAAACGGCGUAAUGUUCGUAGCUCUUAAGAAUCAUAUCAUCGCAAGAUCACUGAGUAAUCAUCGUCAGUCUACGCAUGUGUUCGAAAGAGACAUAAACGCUGAAGAAAUAAAAUUUGUAGCCGACAUGGCAACACAUACGCUUUACUGGGCAGAAAGUAAUAGAGGUGAAAUUUUUUUUACUAAUUAUAGGCAGAUCGAUGUGUUGUCGUUUCGAAAACAUUUACAUCGCCCAUAUUCUAUAAGUAUAGUCGGUAGUGAUUUAAUCUGGUCCGAACUUGGUUCGAACACUAUAUACUGGACUCAUAAAGGCAAUAUGGCAUACCUGAAACAUUUCGACAUUAAUAUUAACGACUUUAUGCCUAGUACACGCGCGCUAUCUCCUAAUAUGCUCGUUCUCGGAAGGCAAGCGCCCAGUGUUGUUGAUCAUCCGUGCCAACAUUGGAACGAUGGUUGUUCGCAUGUGUGCGUAACCUUUACAAAAAGUAAGGGAAGUUGCUUAUGUCCUGCCGGCAUGGUAUUUCUGAACGCUAACAAUCGCACCUGCAUUGAAUCUGUGAAUUGCGAAUUUCGUUGUACUUCCGGAGAAUGUCUAAUGGAAACGCAAAUAUGCGACGGGCGUGCACACUGCCCAGACGGUUCCGACGAAACGCUCUGCAAUGAAAAAAAGAAAAACCACACGAAAAUAUUGUGCACGAUGGAAGAGUUCCGCUGUCAUACUGGUGAACAAUGUAUAGAAGCGAAGAAACGUUGCGAUCACAUUAAACAUUGUUACGACGGGUCAGACGAGGAGCAUUGCGAUAAAUUUGAUAAAUCACACUACUGUCAUUUCCAUCAGCACAAGUGCAAUAACGGCCACUGUGUAGAUUUUAGCGUUUUAUGUGAUGGUUUUAACGAUUGCGGUGAUAAUUCUGAUGAAAUUCGCUGUACACUAACGGGUUCUACGCUUGUUUCAAAGCCUGAUUGCAAUAAAAAUAUGUUUCAAUGCACCAGCGGCACUUGUAUCGGCAAAAGUUGGGAGUGUGACGGUAAAAUUGAUUGUGCCGAUGCCUCCGAUGAACACGAAAAAUGUGCCGUGCGCGACUGUCCCCCUGAAAUGCACAAAUGUUUUUUGGGUCAAUGCAUUGAUAAGCGUUUAGUUUGCGAUGGUAACAGCGAUUGCAGUGAUGAAUCGGACGAAAUGAAUUGCAAAACUGAAGGAAAUGAAGACUCGUGUUUCGAUAAAUUUGUAUGUCCUAGUAAUAAAACCAUGUGUUUGGAACUUUCGGCCAAAUGCAAUAACAUCGCUGAGUGUCCAAGAGGAGAAGAUGAACUAAAUUGCGAUGACACCUGCAACUUAUAUGAAUUUCAAUGUAAAUCGAGCCAAAAGUGCAUACGAAGAGAAUUUGUAUGUGAUAGUGAUCGGGACUGUGAAGAUGGUUCGGAUGAAGAAAAUUGCAUUCACGACAAAAGCAACCAAUUUUCGCAUGAACAUAUGUGUGGCCCUAACAUGUAUAAUUGUAAAAAUGGAUUCUGCGUGGAUCUAAUGCGAGUAUGCGAUGGUAUUCAAGAUUGCGAAACGGGAGCGGAUGAAGGUCCUUUAUGUAAUACGGCCUGUCUUUCACUUAAGAAUGGUAAGGGAUUAGUGUGUGAAAAUAAAUGCAACCCUACGCCGAUUGGUGCGGUAUGCUCUUGCUACAAAGGUUACAGGCUGGAAGCUGAUCAGCGCUCCUGUACUGAUAUUAAUGAAUGUGAAGAAAUGGUUCCUUGUGGUCAAAUUUGCGAAAAUAUCAGUGGUUCAUAUCGCUGUUCUUGUUACCCUGAAUUUAUGUUGAGCACAGAUAAAACCACAUGCAAAUCGAUCGAAAGGGAAAACAGUAUUUUAUUCGCCACCUAUAAUGAAGUGCGCAGCAGGACGGAAAUGCCAAUUACGUUAAAGAUCGUCUGGAGUGCAAAUGAUUCAAAAAUUAAAAGUUUUGAUGUAAACAGCAGAACCCGUAAUGGUUACUUCAGUACAGACUCUGAACAUAUCCUCUACCAAGUGAAUGUAACCAAUGGAAAAAUUAUUAUGGGUUUGCUAGUAAACCAGCCCAGUAAGGUAGCUGUAGAUUGGAUUACAGAUAAUGUUUAUGUGAUCAGCGUUUAUCAGGUAUAUGAAAUUAAAGUCUGUUCCUUUAAAAGUAAAAUGUGCGGAACAGUUGUCAAAUCAAUGCCGAAUCAAAUAAUUAAAGCUCUUACAGUUGACGCUUAUAAUAAGAAGCUAUUUUUUGCUGUCUUGGAAAGCCAAGGCUCUGGCGAGCAUAAGUCACGCAUAGCCACAAGCAAUUUAGAUGGAGCUAAACGGCAUUAUAUACUAACCAAAGAAAAUGGCUUUAUUACUGCUUUGGCUUGUGAUCCUUAUAAACGAAUCCUAUACUUAAUAGAUCGUCAUCAGAGAAGCUUGCAAUUUAUAAGCUAUGCGGUAACAAAACUCUCCAGUAAACCCAUUACUAUUAUGGAGAAAACAACAGCAAUUACAAGACCUUCUGGUAUGAGUUGGUACGAAAAUGAAGCUUUUAUUGUUAAUUUAGGAUCGAAGGAGGCAGUUCGUUGCCAACUAUUUGGCGUUCACCACCACUGCAGGACUUUCGAUUUAAAUGUAUUAAAUGCUGCGAACAUUUUAAUAGACGGCAUCUCACGACAACCAAUGAAACGUAAUCCUUGCACUAUAGCGGAAUGCCGUGGUAUGUGCGUUCAAUCUGAGCACAAUUAUGUGUGCAUGUGCGAUGAUUCCAUUGUCAGUGAAACAAAAAAAUGCGAUUCAUUUAAUCAUGUAACGUCCGGGAGCUUAUUGGAAGUAGCGCCGACGACAAAUGUCGAAUCAAAUGGUAUCGCGGCGUCCAUAAGCAUUCUUGGAAUAAUUAUUUUAUUUAUCGGAAUAGGAUGUUUAUACUGCCGAUAUAGAAAUAAGGAAUCGAGUAAUGUUAUAGGUAACCUGCAUUUUCACAAUCCUUUGAGUGUGUAUUUUUCAAAUCGUGAGAAAUUAAAUAACAAUUUAACCGAAAAGGUGAAUAAGAAUUGCUGCGCGACCAUAUCUGAAACAUUGGAUAAGAAAUGUGAAGAUAUACACGUUGACUGGCGAAAGCAGACAAUCCUUGCCAAUCCAAUUGCCGGCGAAGACCGACAAAUUCAAUUGGAAGCCGUUAAGCCUGUAUCCUGUGAAAUACGAGACGCAAUCGUGUCAAAGCCAACGCUUAUACCAAAAAUUGUGAUCGAAGAUAUCAAUAUAGAUGAAUACGGGGGGGAUGAACCAAGUGCCCAACUUAUAUCCUAAAUACGAAAAUUCACACU